ACCUCGCCGCACACCAGCCACACUGGCGACAAUCGACAUGUUCGACCCCCUCAGCUCGACAUUCGGCGAGGAGGCGCAGCCCCCAUGGCCCACGACGCCACGCACGCCAAACACACCAAUACCCAAUCUCCCGCGGCCGUCUUCGCGCCCCUCGUCACGCCCACAAACCCCGGACGAAAGGAACGCUGGCUGGAAUGCAACGACCGGCUCGAACGGUGUCAAGUAUGAGAAGGCGGAGCCUUACCUCAAGGUGCGAAUCACCGGACUGGACAGGAACAGAAGAGACAUUCUUGUGAAGUUCGACGCUCAGACUAACCUGUCCAACUUCUCGGGCACAACCUACCGCAACGCCUCGCGAUCAUACCUUGAAUUCCAGCAGUUUUACGAUGCCAUCAUCCACAACAACCCGCAAACGAUCAUCCCCGCGCUCCCCCUCGCACAAACGUCCGCCCCAACAGACGAGGAAGAUGACAGGCUCGUGAGGAUCAUGCUCCAGCGGUGGUUGACCCGCAUCUGCGAGGACCCUAUCCUCAUGCAGGAGGAAGAGCUGCGGUCAUUUAUUGAGAGCGACUUUGGGUACCAGCCGACACCUGUGACACGCAAGAAGGCCUCCUCUGGCUUCAGCUUGAUUCGGCGCAACGUGCCGGACGAAGACGAGGAGCUGCAACGGGCACGCUUUGAGCUCACCAAGCUGGAGACCCAGUUCUUCGAGGCGGCCAAGGCCAUCGACAAGCUUUCGAAGGUGCAAAAGUCGCUCGGGGCUGUGAGAUCAGAUGUCGGCAACAAACUCGUGAACGUCGCCACGACAGAGGCUCACCCGCCUCUGGGCAAUGCGCUGCGCAAGCUUGGGCGAACAUACCACAGCUUGUCAGACCUCGACCAGGCGCAGGGCAUCAGCGAGUGUGUUAUCAUAGGAGACACACUUGGCUACCAAGGGUUGAACGCGCGCUCCGCCAAAGAAAUCCUGCAGCAGCGAACAUCGGUGCUGGAGGAAUACCAGGCGGCCGUGAAGACCACGAUCUCGAAACGUCGAAAUAUCGAACGUUUGAAAGCCAGUCGUAAUAUUGGCGCAGAGAGGGUGGACGAGGCUUUGGAGGAUCUUGAGGAGGCGGAGAGAUACGAACAAAUUCUUGCUCGUCGCGCAGAGGGCAUCUCACAAAACCUCCAUCGUGCAUUGGCCAGGCAUAAGCGUCUGGUGGCAGAGGACGUCACAACAGCCCUCAUUGAGCACGUCCGGUCUUCAAUCAUGUACGAGCGGCAACAUCUCCGCGAGCUCGAGGCCCUGCGGCCUGACGUCCAGAACGCAGACAAGAAGCAUGUACUCCAGAAACCCGUCACGACGCCGCGACCAAGCCAUGUCCCGCCAUUGGAAGACUUUUCCAGACCUGUUCCACCACCAUUGAAUACUGCUCCUGUUUCCAACGAGGGUCGUACAUCUUCCACUACUCCCUCUGUCUCAGGACCCCUAUCGGCGCGUUCUGCAUCGCCCUUGCAGAGGUAUACCCCCACACUUCCUUCUGUUGCUGCCAACAGUCCUCUGCAAUCACCCGGCGCUGGUCCAUCGUCCCCGGUUUCGCAGUCAGCUAAACCUUCAUCAUUCACCUCUCCCGUCAGCGAUGGACCACCCCUCGGCGGCCGCCUUGUAGACGGCACGAAAUCCAUGUUUGUGAAGCCUACACCGUCACCGCUGGGCCCGCUCGCCGAUCCCAGCUCACCGAACCGCCCGCCUUCUGUGAGAGCGCAGUCACCAUUGCACUCUGCCCGCACGAGCUCGCCCCAUCCCCUCGCACAGUCCGCCUCGUUCGAGUCGCCGUUGCACUCGUCGGCGUCUGUGGCUAACGGACGGCCAGACGACCUGGACCCGCUGGGCAUGGUCAAGCCGUCGUACAUGAGCGCGUCUGUGAGAGUGCAGCCUACGAGGCCCAGGCUUGAUGCCAGGGAGGCGGCUAGCAAGCUCGCGAAUAUGUUUUAGGAUACCAUGGUUGUGUUGUAUCCUUAUAUAUGCCACCACGGGCCGCUCUUGUUAAUGCAUAUACCUUC
Molecule: messenger RNA, 2040 nt
Organism: Phanerochaete carnosa HHB-10118-sp
Lineage: Eukaryota; Fungi; Basidiomycota; Agaricomycetes; Polyporales; Phanerochaetaceae
Exons: 5
Coding region: 38-1972 (644 amino acids)
Biological process (GO): retrograde transport, endosome to Golgi; intracellular protein transport
Cellular component (GO): retromer, tubulation complex; endosome
Molecular function (GO): phosphatidylinositol-3-phosphate binding
Source: RefSeq, a predicted model, not a curated record